Amphiprion ocellaris (clown anemonefish) is the source of this 7346-nucleotide messenger RNA. RefSeq names its product ATP-binding cassette, sub-family C (CFTR/MRP), member 5 (gene abcc5). Gene Ontology annotation, cellular component: membrane. The record is from RefSeq and is a predicted model, not a curated record. Gene Ontology annotation, biological process: transmembrane transport. Gene Ontology annotation, molecular function: ATP binding; ABC-type transporter activity; ATP hydrolysis activity. The coding region runs from base 298 to 4464 and encodes 1388 amino acids. NCBI's taxonomy places the organism in Eukaryota, Metazoa, Chordata, Actinopteri, Pomacentridae. The transcript is spliced from 30 exons.
ACGUCAGAGGGUUGCGGGGGUGGGGUCUCGCUCGCUUACGUCACACGCCGACUACAUCUCCCAUGAUGCUCCGCGCCGCCGCUGGUCCUGCUGCUGCGCUGCUGCCUCAGUGUUUACGGAGAGCGGCGGACCUGAAGGAGGACAGGCAGGACCCGAGGUACGCUCGCGCUGUGGACACGGACAGACGGACGGAGGGACGGACAGGUGAGACAGCGCGAGGACAGGUUCUCUUCAGGUUCUGGAGGUUUCGGGGUCAGUCGGGGUCAAAGGUCACGGCUCCAUGUGGUCUGAUAGAAGAUGAAACAACAUGACUUUGGACAGAGCGAGUCUCUGCCGGGGUCAGAGGUCCACCUGCACCAGGGUGCGCUGGAUGAUUGUGGGGACAGAUCAGCUGGUUGCCAUGGCGAAAAGCUGGAGGAGGGCGGAGCUAAAGACCAGAUUACAGAUGGAGACGGCGAUGGGUGUGGUCACCCGGUUGACAGGGCGGGGCUUUUCUCCUUCAUGACGUUUCAUUGGCUGACUCCGCUGGCUUUGCACGCUCGCAGGAAAGGGCUGUUCUUAUUGGACAACAUCUGGCCCGUGUCGCAGCGGGAGAGUUGCCACGACAACAGCCUGAGGCUCUGGUCUCUGUGGGACGAGGAGUUCAAGUCGAAGGGCAGUGAUGCGUCUUUGUGUUCGGUGGUUUGGUCUUUCUGCCGGACUCGUUUCAUCCUGUCCAUCCUCUGCCUCACCGUCACUCAGCUGGCUGGGUUCAGUGGGCCGGCAUUUGUGGUGAGGCGUCUACUCGAGUACACCCAGCAGGAGGAGUCUGAUCUGGGCUAUGGGCUGCUGCUGGUUCUGGGCCUCCUGACCACGGAGCUGAUCCGGUCCUGGUCUCUGGCUCUGACCUGGGCCCUGAACUACCGGACUGGAACCAGACUGAGGGGGGCCGUCCUGAGUUUGGCCUUCCACAAGAUCCUGAGGCUGCGCAGCGUCCGGGACAAGACCAUGGGACAGCUGGUGAACAUGUGCUCCAGUGAUGGCCAGCGGAUGUUUGAGGCAGCAGCAGUGGGCAGCCUGUUAGCAGGAGGCCCCCUGGUGGCCAUCCUUGGUGUCGCCUACAACCUGUUCGUCCUGGGACCAACGUCUCUGCUGGGAUCUGCCGUCUUCAUCCUCUUCUACCCCACGAUGAUGUUUAGCUCCAGACUGACGGCGUACUUCAGGAGGAAAGGUGUCGCCGUCACCGACCGUCGCGUGCAGAAGAUGAACGAGAUCCUCAGCUACAUCAAGUUCAUCAAGAUGUACGCCUGGGUCAAAGCCUUCUCCCAGGAUGUCCAGAGGAUCCGGGAUGAGGAACGCAGGAUCCUGGAGCUCACGGGCUACUUCCAGAGCAUCACGGUGGGCGUGGCUCCCAUCGUCGUUGUCAUCGCCAGCGUGGCAACGUUCUCCGCCCACAUGUUGCUAGGAUACGACCUGACAGCUGCUCAGGCCUUCACCGUGGUGACGGUGUUUAACGCCAUGACAUUUGCUUUGAAGGUGACUCCGUUUUCUGUCAAGUCUCUGUCUGAGGCUUCAGUUGCCAUGGAGAGAUUCAAGAGUCUCUUCCUGUUGCCGGAGGUUGACGCCGUCCGAGCGUUGCCUGUUGAUCCGCAGGUUGCCGUGGAGAUGUGUGGUGCCAGUCUGGUGUGGGAGGGGGGCGGGCAGAGCGCCCAGCCAAGUCCAUGUGUCCGAGCAGCCAACAGACACCGACAGAGAGACAAGUGCAGAGACUCGACCGUUCUGCAGGAGGAGGACGAGGACGAGGACGAGGAGCAGGGGGAGGCGACCGGCUCGCUGCUGAGGGGAGGAGUAGACUCCAGUCCGGAGAAGGAGACGUGUCCUCCCCUCGUGUCCAUCCCCUCUGUCCCCCAGCGGCUCCAGAGCUCCCUGCACUGCAUCAACCUGAGCAUCCAGCAGGGAAAGCUGCUGGGUGUCUGUGGGAGUGUCGGCAGUGGAAAGACCUCCCUGAUCUCGGCCAUCUUGGGACAGAUGACUCUGCUGGAGGGCAGCGUGGCUGUCAGGGGACGACUGGCCUACGUGGCUCAACAGGCCUGGAUCCUGAACGCAACGCUGAGAGACAACAUCCUGUUUGGACACGAGUACCAGGAAGACAGGUAUCAGUCCGUCCUCAGCGCCUGCUGUCUCAGACCGGACAUCGCCCUGCUGCCCAGCGCUGACCUCACAGAGAUCGGAGAACGUGGCGCCAACCUGAGCGGUGGGCAGCGGCAGCGAAUCAGCUUGGCCCGAGCUCUGUACAGCGACCGGGACAUUUACAUUCUGGACGACCCACUCAGCGCCCUCGAUGCCCACGUGGCCAAUCACACUUUCCGUAACGCCAUCAGGAAGCAGCUUCGCCACAAGACCGUCGUGUUCGUCACGCACCAGCUGCAGUACCUGGUGGACUGUGAUGAUGUCAUCCUGAUGAGGGAAGGCAGUAUUGUGGAGCAGGGUAACCAUGACAACCUGAUGAAGCUGAACGGAGACUACGCUGCCAUGUUCAACCACUUCCAGCUGGGAGACACUCCGUAUAUAGAGGCUCCCAGCAGGAAGUCUGGAGGCUCUCAGAGGAAACCAACAGACAGUAAACCAGGAUCAGUGAAGAAGAACAUGCCUGUCGUCAAGGACAACGGGGAGGAGCAGCAGUGUGGAGGCAUGGCCUGGCCAGUGUUUCGAUGCUACGUGGCGGCGUGCGGUGGCUCCGCCUCCUGCCUGCUCAUCCUGGCUCUGUUUGUUCUCAACGUGGGAAGCUCUGCCUUCUGCCAGUGGUGGCUCAGCUACUGGAUCAACCAGGGCAGUGGGAACACCACGGUAACCCAGGGCAACAGCUCCACAGUGAGUGUCAGCAUGAAGGACAAUCCCAUGAUGCAACAGUAUGCCGCCAUUUACGCCUCCUCCAUGGGAGUCAUGCUGCUCUUCAAGCUCUUCAGAGGCAUCGCAUUUGUCAAGGGAACUCUGCGAGCCUCCUCCAAACUGCAUGAUGAGCUCUUCCAUAAGAUCCUUCGCUGCCCCAUGAAGUUCUUCGACACGACGCCCUCUGGACGGAUCCUCAACCGCUUCUCCAAGGACAUGGAUGAAGUCGACACUCGUCUGCCCUUCCAGGCAGAGAUGUUCAUCCAGAAUGUGAUCCUGGUCUUCUUCUGCCUGGGUGUCAUCAGCUGUGUGUUCCCGUGGUUCCUGGUGGCAGUGGGUCCUCUGGUUGUGCUCUUCACGGCGCUCCACGGAGUCUCCAGGGUCUUCAUCCGGGAGCUGAAGCGGCUGGACAACGUGACGAUGUCACCCUUCAUGUCCCACAUCACCUCCACCAUCCAGGGCCUGGCCACGCUGCAGGCCUAUGGCCGGGACCAGGACUUCCUCCACAGGUACCAGGUUCUGCUGGACCAGAACCAGGCUCCGUUCUACCUGUUUAACUGUGCGAUGCGCUGGCUGGCGGUUCGGCUGGAUGUCAUCAGUGUGGCUCUGAUCAGCACCACUGCCCUAAUGAUGGUCCUGAUGCACGGCCAGAUCUCUCCUGCCUACGCCGGCCUUGCCAUCUCCUAUGCCGUACAGUUAACAGGGUUGUUCCAGUUCACGGUGCGUUUGGCUUCAGAGACUGAAGCUCGGUUCACCUCCGUGGGGAGAAUCCAUCAUGACAUCCAGUCUCUGUCCCAGGAGGCCCCAGCUCGGGUCCGAGGUCGGGCCCCUCCGGUGGACUGGCCCCAGCAGGGGGAGCUGGUGUUCAGGGACGUGGAGAUGAGGUACCAGGAGAACCUUCCUCUGGUCCUGAACAAGAUAUCCUGCACUAUCCGGCCCAAGGAGAAGGUCGGUAUCGUGGGAAGGACGGGAUCAGGGAAGUCCUCUCUGGGCGUAGUCCUGUUCAGGCUGGUGGAGCGUUAUGGCGGCUCCAUCCUGAUCGAUGGGGUGGACAUCAGUGACAUCGGACUGGCCGACCUCCGGAGCAAACUGUCCAUCAUCCCUCAGGAUCCGGUGCUGUUCAGCGGGACAGUCAGGUCCAACCUGGAUCCCUUUAACCAGUACAGCGAGCAGCAGAUCUGGGACGCUCUGGACAGGAGUCACAUGAAGGAGUGUGUAUCCCAGCUGCCCUUGAAGUUGGAGUCGGAGGUGGUGGAGAACGGAGACAACUUCUCUGUGGGAGAGAGACAGCUGCUGUGUGUCGCCAGAGCUCUGCUGAGACAGUGCAAGGUGCUGAUCCUGGACGAGGCCACGGCAGCGAUGGACGCUGAGACGGACGCUCUGAUCCAGGAGACUAUCAGGAGCUCGUUCCAGGACUGCACCACACUGACCAUCGCUCACCGCCUCCACACCGUCCUCGCCUCUGACCGCAUCAUGGUGCUCAACCAGGGACAGGUGGUGGAGUUCGACGUGCCGUCCAGGCUGCUGGCCAAUGAGAACUCUCGGCUGUGCUCCAUGCUGGCCGCCAUAGAGAACAAGAUCUCGGUGCGAGGAUGAGGAGGAGGACGAAGGCCAUCCCAGUGCUCCCACUCCUCCCAGUCUGAGCUGAAGGUGCUGUGAGUCCCGUACUGUACGACUCUGGAGCUCAGAGUCGGAUGGACGACGAUUCUACUGUUGCUUUUUAUGCAACAUGUUUGUCUUUAAUCAUGUUUUCGUGGGUUUUUAUGACCUGAUUUCAAGCAGGUCUCAUUAUUGUUGUUGUUUUAUGACCUGGCGUCACGUGAUUGGAUGUCAGGCUUCAGUUCUUGUAAAACAAAAACCUGCUAAUUUAAUCUUCCCAACCUUUAGUCAUUUUCAGUAUUAUUACUACUCAUGCUCAGUUUGAAAGUUUGACUCAGCUGUUGACACAAACAUGAUGUUCAAACUGUAGAUUAUUGAUUCACAGCGACAGAUAAAGUAACUGGACUGAUUAUGUGUCAAAAGUAGCAAGGAAAUGUUUUCACAGUACAAGAGAAAGUUGAGAUGUGUGAGCUUUUCAUGCCUUUAUAGUUUUUUUUCUUUUUUUUUUUUGCCUUUUCCAGUCAGUGACAGUGCUGCCCUCUACAGGACAAACGUCAAAGUUUCAUCUCAAAUAAUCACAUUUUUACAGUCAUUUUGUCUUUACCAUCUCCGAUUUGGUUGAAAUUUAUUAUGGCAUAGAAUUUUUAAAGAUAAGUUACACGGGUCAUUCCAGUAUUGGAGGACAUUUGGGCUUCAAAAGCUGGCAAUGUUAUAAAAAUAUGAAAAAUAGAAGAGAGGACAUAGCUUUGUUCUAACCGUUCUUUUGGAAAACUGUUUGAUGAUGCUAACGACAAAAGCAAGACAUAAAAGGACAAAAAUAAGACAGAAAACAACAAAAACGUCAUCAGCAGGAUUGUGUUCAUGUUGUGGGACACGUUCCAUGCAUAAUAAUUAUUAUUUAAAAUAUUAUGUUGAUUAAAACAAUGUUCGCACGAUUACAAGAGACAUCUAUGAAAAAAAAUCCAAAAAUGGAGAUUUAAAUUUAAUUUUAACUGUUUUAUUUAAGAUUCAAUUUGGUCAUCAGGGAGUGGGACAAGAGAAAAAUGUCAUUUUAGGGGGAACUCCAGACUUAUUUGGUAUUUUAAAAAAUAUUUUCAAACGUUCUUUUUUCCAAUUUUUUAUAGAUUUGGUUUCAGGACAAGAAAAUUUACACAACUGCAUGUUUUAGUAUUUUGCACAUGGAUUAUUUGAAAUUUGAUGUAAAAUGUCCUCCAAUUCUUAAUCCAAGGCUUCGUUCAUUUUUCUUUUUUGUUGCACGUUUCAAGUCACCCAUAAUCAGAGAUUAUUUCAUCAAAUUGUCCGAUAUUGAAGAUUCUGAAUCAUUGACAUGAUAAGAAAUAACUGUGAAAGUUUCAGGUUUUUAUCUGAAAUAGAUCUUGAGAUACUAUUGUUCAAACAACUUCAAAUUUCAUUGUGCGAAGAAAAAAAAACCUACUGAAAGUGGGUCUAUGGUAAUGUUUUUUUAAAUGAUCUCAGAAAGUAUUAGAUAUAUGUAUCUAAAAUUUUUACAAAUACCAUUUUUAAUUUCCAUAUUUUAUGAUAAUGAAGUUUUAAGCAAAUCAGAGCUGGUUAAGCAGAAGGAACCUGAUGAUUUGAGAUGAUUUAACCCAACUGUAAAAUGUAAAAAACACGUAUAAACAAAUGACGUAAACAGAUUUUCUACACCUAUAAUAUUACAUAUAUCACAGCAGACAUAUACAUCAACAUAAAUUACUGAGUUAAUAAAAACAUUUGCUUUCAUUUUUGUGUUAUUUUCCAGUUAACCUGAUAAAACCUGAAUUCUAAACUCCCACCAGGGAAGCAGAUUUAAGGUUAACAGAAAAUACUUUAUGUAUUUGUAAAUUAUAAGCUGCUACUAACUUUAAGAGAUGCAGUUUUUAUUAUUCAGAUGUUAGUUUGGGUUCAUUAGAUGCUGUUUUACAUGCAGACAAUAGGUGGCGCCAAAAAUACAAAAACCAGACAAAAAACAACAAAAACAAGGCAUAAAGUGACAAAAAUGGGACAUAAAAUGACAAAAACAAGACAUAAAACAACAAAAACAAGACAAAGCGACAAAAACAAGACAAAAUGACGAAAACAAGAUAUUAAAUGACAAAAACAAGAUAUUAAAUGACAAAAACAAGACACAAAACGACAAAAACAAGACACAAAAUGACCGAACGAAGACAGAAAACAACAAAAAUAGGAAAUACUUUAUGUAUUUGUAAAUUAUAAGCUGCUACUACCUCUAAAAGCUGCAUUUUUUAUUUUACAGACGUUAGUUUGGGAUCAUUAGAUGCUGUUUUACAUGCAGACAGUAGGUGGCGCCAAAACACAGCAACCAUGAGUUAAAUAAAUAUAGAAUUAAGAGUAGUUUCACUUUAAAAUAUAACCACAUAGACACUGGUUUUAGAUCAAUUUAAAUAAGACUUAAAGCUGCUGAUAAACUUUUCCCCAUUUGUUCUAUUUAUAAAUGUACUAUAAAUAUAUUAUCUACUGUAUUACACUAUAGGUAUAAUAAACAGUAACUGAGUGGAACUCCGUUAAAUCACAUAUUUAAGUGUUUUUAAAUAAAUAGGAAGCCUGUUUUGUUUAUGCAGUAGCGGUGUUCGGCCUGCAGGGGGCAGCACUGAGUCUCACCUGUACAGAGACGACUUUAAUGUUCUGUUUUCUCCGCACCUUUCAGACUCACCUGUUUGACUUCCUGUCCAGGUGAGCGAUCAGCUGACGGACGUGAAGCUGCCAACCAGACUCGAACGUUUUAUUAUUUUGUGUAUUUUUCGGAUAUGUGAGCGAGCAGCUGUGAAACGUCUCCGUGUUUUUGUGUGUCUGCUGUAUUUUUCUAACAGCCUUAUAGCAUGACGACUUCAUAACUGCCAAUAAAAGUAUUUUAAGACAAA